CAGCCGUCACGCGGUGCCGCCGUCAUAGCGCCGAGCGCAGCCGGGGAGCAGCAGCAGCAGCAGCAGGUCUGCGCUCGAGGACCAGCGCCCAUGCCCAAGCCCGUGCCCAUGCCGGGUCGCCGCCAGUGACGCCGGAGAGGUGUCUCCCGUGCUCGCCGGGGCUCCCGCUGCUGCUCGGAGUGACCCCCCACGGCCGCAGAGAUGGCCGGGGCCUCGGUGAAGGUGGCGGUGCGUGUCCGCCCCUUCAACUCCCGGGAGAUGAGCCGAGACUCCAAGUGCAUCAUCCAGAUGUCCGGAAGCACCACCACCAUCGUUAACCCCAAACAGCCCAAGGAGACACCCAAAAGCUUCAGCUUCGACUAUUCCUACUGGUCACACACCUCGCCGGAAGACAUCAACUACGCCUCCCAGAAGCAGGUGUACCGGGACAUCGGCGAGGAGAUGCUGCAGCAUGCCUUCGAGGGCUACAACGUCUGCAUCUUCGCCUACGGGCAGACCGGGGCCGGCAAGUCCUACACCAUGAUGGGCAAGCAGGAGAAAGACCAGCAGGGCAUCAUCCCGCAGCUCUGCGAGGACCUGUUCUCCCGCAUUAACGACACCACCAACGAUAACAUGUCCUACUCCGUGGAGGUCAGCUACAUGGAGAUUUACUGCGAGCGGGUCCGUGACCUCCUGAACCCCAAGAAUAAGGGCAACCUGCGUGUGAGGGAGCACCCCCUGCUGGGGCCCUACGUGGAGGACCUCUCCAAGCUGGCUGUCACCUCCUACAAUGACAUCCAGGACCUCAUGGACUCAGGGAACAAGGCCCGGACGGUGGCGGCCACGAACAUGAACGAGACGAGCAGCCGCUCCCACGCCGUCUUCAACAUCAUCUUCACACAGAAGCGCCACGACGCGGAGACGAGCGUCACCACGGAGAAGGUGAGCAAAAUCAGCCUAGUGGACCUGGCCGGGAGCGAGCGGGCCGAUUCCACGGGGGCCAAGGGCACACGCCUCAAGGAGGGAGCCAACAUCAACAAGUCCCUCACCACCCUGGGCAAGGUCAUCUCUGCUCUGGCCGAGAUGGACUCGGGGCCCAACAAGAACAAGAAGAAGAAGAAGACGGACUUCAUCCCCUACCGGGACUCGGUGCUGACCUGGCUGCUGCGGGAAAACCUGGGCGGGAACUCGAGGACAGCCAUGGUGGCGGCGCUGAGCCCCGCGGACAUCAACUACGACGAGACGCUGAGCACCCUGAGGUACGCGGACCGGGCCAAGCAGAUCCGCUGUAACGCUGUCAUCAACGAGGACCCCAACAACAAGCUGAUCCGCGAGCUGAAGGACGAGGUCACCCGACUGCGGGACCUGCUGUACGCCCAGGGUCUCGGCGACAUCACGGACACCAACACUGUGCCUGGAGGACCCAAAUUGACCAACGCCCUGGUGGGCAUGAGCCCCUCGUCCUCGCUCUCGGCCCUGUCCAGCCGUGCCGCCUCCGUGUCCAGCCUGCACGAGCGCAUCUUGUUUGCCCCGGGCAGCGAGGAGGCCAUCGAGAGGCUGAAGGAGACGGAGAAGAUCAUAGCUGAGCUCAACGAGACCUGGGAGGAGAAGCUGCGGCGGACGGAAGCCAUCCGGAUGGAGAGGGAAGCGCUGCUGGCUGAGAUGGGCGUGGCCAUGAGGGAGGACGGUGGCACCCUGGGGGUGUUCUCUCCCAAAAAGACGCCACAUCUCGUCAACCUGAACGAGGACCCGCUGAUGUCAGAGUGUCUCCUCUACUACAUCAAGGAUGGGAUCACCAGAGUGGGCCGAGAGGACGCAGAGAAGCGGCAGGACAUCGUCCUGAGCGGGCAUUUCAUCAAAGAGGAGCACUGCGUCUUCCGGAGCGACUCCCGAGGGGGCGGUGAAGCCGUGGUGACCCUGGAGCCAUGUGAGGGCGCAGACACGUACGUCAAUGGCAAGAAAGUCACAGAGCCCAGCGUCCUGCGGUCAGGAAACCGCAUCAUCAUGGGCAAGAGCCACGUGUUCCGGUUCAACCACCCUGAGCAGGCGAGGCAAGAGCGUGAGCGCACGCCCUGUGCAGAGACGCCCUCCGAGCCCGUGGACUGGGCCUUCGCCCAGCGCGAGCUGCUGGAGAAGCAGGGCAUCGACAUGAAGCAGGAGAUGGAGCAGAGGCUGCAGGAACUGGAGGACCAGUACCGGCGGGAGCGGGAGGAAGCCACGUACCUGCUGGAGCAGCAGAGGCUGGACUACGAGAGCAAGCUGGAGGCCCUGCAGAAGCAGAUGGACUCCAGGUACUACCCCGAAGUGAACGAGGAGGAAGAGGAGCCGGAGGACGAAGUCCAGUGGACAGAGCGGGAGUGUGAGCUGGCGCUGUGGGCCUUCCGGAAGUGGCGGUGGUACCAGUUCACGUCCCUGCGGGACCUGCUGUGGGGCAAUGCCAUCUUCCUCAAGGAGGCCAAUGCCAUCAGCGUGGAACUCAAGAAGAAGGUCCAGUUCCAGUUUGUCCUCCUCACGGACACGCUGUACUCCCCACUGCCCCCGGACCUGCUGCCCCCAGAGGCCGAAGACCGAGAGACUCGCCCCUUCCCCCGCACCAUUGUGGCCGUGGAGGUCCAGGACCAGAAGAAUGGGGCCACCCACUACUGGACGCUGGAGAAACUCAGGCAGCGCCUGGACCUGAUGCGGGAGAUGUACGACCGGGCGGCAGAGGUGCCCUCCAGCGUCAUCGAGGACUGUGACAACGUGGUGACCGGCGGGGACCCCUUCUAUGACCGCUUCCCCUGGUUCCGGCUGGUGGGCAGUUCAGUCGUCUCUGGCUGCAACAGCUACCCUCUUCUCAACACAUGCAUGAGCGAGCGCAUGGCUGCUCUCACCCCCUCCCCCACCUUCUCGAGCCCCGACUCCGACGCCACCGAGCCUGCCGAGGAGCAGAGCGUGGGGGAGGAGGAGGAGGAGGAGGAGGAGGAGGAGGACCUGGAGGACGACGUCUUUCCGGAGCACGUGCUGUGCGACGGCCGGGACCCGUUUUACGACCGGCCCCCCCUGUUCAGUUUAGUAGGAAGGGCCUUCGUGUACCUGAGCAACCUGCUGUACCCUGUGCCCCUGGUGCACCGAGUGGCCAUCGUCAGCGAGAAGGGCGAGGUGAAGGGCUUUCUCCGCGUGGCCGUCCAGGCCAUCUCAGCCGAUGAAGAGGCCCCUGAUUACGGCUCCGGCGUCCGCCAGUCGGGAACCGCCAAAAUCUCCUUCGACGACCAGCAUUUCGAGAAGUUCCAGUCCGAGUCCUGCCCGGGGGCGGGGAUGUCCCGCUCGGGGGCCUCCCAGGAGGAGCUGCGCAUCGUGGAAGGUCAGGGCCAGGGCGCAGAUGCCGGGCCCUCGGCCGAUGAGGUCAACAACAACACCUGCUCAGCGGUGACCCCAGAGGGCCUCCUGGACAGCCCGGAGAAGGCCACCCUGGACGGGCCCCUGGACGCCGCCCUGGACCACCUUGGCCUGGGCAGCACCUUCACCUUCCGAGUGACCGUCCUGCAGGCGUCAAGCAUCUCGGCCGAAUAUGCUGACAUCUUCUGCCAGUUCAACUUCAUCCAUCGCCACGACGAGGCCUUCUCUACGGAGCCCCUGAAGAACACGGGGAGGGGCCCUCCGCUCGGCUUCUACCACGUCCAGAAUAUCGCGGUGGAGGUGACCCGGUCCUUCAUCGAGUACAUCAAGAGCCAGCCCAUCGUCUUUGAGGUCUUCGGCCACUACCAGCAGCACCCGUUCCCGCCCCUGUGCAAGGACGUGCUCAGCCCGCUGAGGCCCUCACGCCGCCAUUUCCCGCGGGUCAUGCCUCUGUCCAAGCCAGUGCCCGCCACCAAGCUCAGCGCACUGACACGGCACUGCCCGGGACCCUGCCACUGCAAGUACGACCUGCUGGUCUACUUCGAGAUCUGCGAGCUGGAGGCCAAUGGCGAUUACAUCCCGGCAGUGGUGGACCAUCGCGGCGGGAUGCCGUGCAUGGGGACCUUCCUGCUCCACCAGGGCAUCCAGAGGCGGAUAACCGUGACACUGCUGCAUGAGACAGGCAGCCACAUCCACUGGAAGGAAGUGCGAGAGCUGGUCGUGGGUCGCAUCCGAAACACUCCAGAAACUGACGAGUCCCUGAUUGACCCCAACAUCUUGUCUCUCAACAUCCUGUCAUCGGGGUACAUCUACCCGGCCCAGGAUGACCGGACCUUUUACCAGUUUGAGGCUGCGUGGGACAGCUCCAUGCACAACUCUCUGCUGCUGAACCGGGUCACCCCGUAUCGAGAGAAGAUCUACAUGACGCUCUCCGCUUACAUCGAGAUGGAGAACUGCACGCAGCCGGCCGUCAUCACCAAGGACUUCUGCAUGGUCUUCUACUCCCGCGACGCCAAGCUGCCGGCCUCACGCUCCAUCCGCAACCUGUUCGGCAGUGGGAGCCUGCGGGCCUCGGAGAGCAACCGCGUGACGGGCGUGUACGAGCUCAGCCUGUGCCACGUGGCCGAUGCAGGCAGCCCAGGGACACAGCGGCGCCGCAGGCGGGUGCUGGAUACCUCUGUGGCCUAUGUGCGCGGCGAGGAGAAUCUGGCGGGCUGGAGGCCGCGGAGCGACAGCCUCAUCCUGGACCACCAGUGGGAGCUGGAGAAGCUGAGUCUCCUGCAGGAGGUGGAGAAGACCAGGCACUACCUGUUGCUGCGGGAGAAGCUGGAGACGGCGCAGCGGCCCGGCCCCGAGGCCCUGUCCCCCGCCUCCAGCGAGGACUCUGAGGCCCACAGCUCGUCCAGCGCCUCCUCCCCGCUUGCAGCUGAGGGCCGGCCGUCGUCCCUGGAGGCUCCCAACGAGAGGCAGAGGGAGCUGGCUGUCAAGUGCUUACGGCUCCUCACCCACUCCUUCAACAGAGAGUACACCCACAGCCACGUCUGCAUCAGCGCCAGCGAGAGCAAGCUCUCCGAGAUGUCUGUGACCCUGCUGCGGGACCCGUCCAUGUCCCCUCUGGGGGCGGCCACACUCACCCCCUCCUCCACCUGCCCCUCCCUGGUCGAAGGGCGGUACGGAGCCCCUGACCUGAGGACCCCGCAGCCCUGCUCCCGGCCGGCCAGCCCCGAGCCCGAGCCCCUGCCGGAGGCAGAUUCGAAGAAGCUCCCCUCCCCUGCCCGGGGGGCAUCGGAGGCCGACAAGGAGACCCCACGCCUGCUGGUCCCCGACAUCCAGGAGAUCCGGGUCAGCCCGAUCGUCUCCAAGAAGGGGUACCUGCACUUCCUGGAGCCGCACACGGCCGGCUGGGCCAAGCGCUUCGUGGUGGUGCGGCGGCCCUACGCCUACAUGUACAACAGCGACAAGGACGCCGUGGAGAGGUUUGUGCUCAACCUGUCCACGGCCCAGGUCGAGUACAGCGAGGACCAGCAGGCCAUGCUCAAGACCCCCAACACGUUUGCCGUGUGCACGGAGCACCGUGGGAUCCUGCUGCAGGCCAACAGCGACAAGGACAUGCACGACUGGCUGUACGCCUUCAACCCCCUCCUGGCCGGGACCAUACGGUCCAAGCUCUCCAGGAGGAGGUCGGCCCAGAUGCGGGUCUGAGCCAGCGCCCUCCCGGGACAGCCAGCAGGCCCGACCCCGCUCCCCCGUCCUCGUCACCAUCUGUCGUGUCACCCGCCACCCAGCCCUGCCCCCGCCGGACAGCCCAGGCGCCCCCUCCUCCUGGGGACGGCGCGCUGGGCCCUGCGAGCCCACCUCUGGCCAGGGACCUACCACACGACCCGUCGUGCUCCCAGCAGAGGCCGUGUUUGUUGCCCUUUCUUCCAGAACAUGCCCUGGGUGGGGAGAGCUGGGCGCCGCCCGGAAGGCUAGAGGGCGCCAGGCACAGGGGCACCGCUGAUAUUUUUUUAAGUAUAGACAGACUUCUAAUUAACAUACGUUAGUUAGUGACAUUGAAACAGCCCCUCAGAAGUUAACCCUAAGACUGUGUUCUAUUUAUAAGUAUUUAUUUCUAACCCUCACGUAGACCUGCAGGGCGCAGGGGCCCCGCCCCUAUUUGUUCCCACACCCAAGGCACAGGCCGGGUCGGGGCAGCCGCCUCGGGGACCGUGGUGAGGAGGCAUCUGGACAGGCUGGGCACCUCCUGGUUGGCAGCCCGGGAAGUGCACCUGCCCGGGCCGGAGCUGAGGCUUCUCCCCAGCUGCACGUCGGGCAGGCCCCGGCCCAGGGUGGUGUGUGUGUGCGCAUGUCGGGGCUGACGCCCGACGUCCCAGGAGCCCAGAAGGCGGUGCGCGUUACUUGUAGCAGGAGGUGGGGCCCACAUGUCACCUGGACAGCGGCCUCCUGAGAUGCACGUGUCCAAGAUGACACUGGCAGCGUCCCCGGGGAGCGCAUGGGAGGGGAGAUGCCGGGCUGUGGGGCUGGCCUGGUGGGAACAGGAGGGAGAGGGGCAGGACCCACCUGGCUGGCCGGAGGCAGGAGGCUGGCUCUGGAGGCAGUCGCGGGUGACGGUCCAGGUAGUGAGAGGUACAUGGUGCGGCCCCUCCAGCCGCAGCGAGACGGGGCUGAGCUCUAGGCCACCGCCGGAAGAAAUCUGUGACCUCUCCUGUCGGCCCCAAGAGAGGAGUUUCUGUGGGGCCCGUCGAGACAUGUGACCCUUGGGGUCAGGUGAGCACGGCCAGCGCUGGGGUCAUGUCAGCAGGGGGCUUCCUCAUGUGUCUGAGAGUGCCACGUGCGUCCCAUCCUGACCUCUUGUGACAUAUCCAUUUCGUCCCCUGUGCGACCCGUGUCUGGGGCAGGAGUCAGCCCCGGGCUGAGAGUCUGUUGUGUGCGGUGCCCAGGCCAUAAACCCUUCAGAAAAACCACAGGCCUGGGGUCUUCAGGGCCCUGUACCUACCCCCAUGGCACAGCUGGCCUCCUGCAGCUCAAGGAAAAUAGUGCCCCAGCCCAAGACCCGUCCCCGCCAUGGCCCCUAAGGGCAGCAAGGGUUCCUGUUCUGGGUUGAAAUCAAACACUGUGCAGAGAGCUGGAGGCCUGUGCUCCCUCUGGGUGUCCCCUGGGGUGCAGGCCGAGACGCAGAGAGUAGGGGUGACAGCACCCUGGGAACCAGCACGCCCUCUGGCUUUUACGAUGGCCUGGAGGGCAGGGAGGGAAAGCAGGUGGGGGAGUUUCUCUGAGACCAGCAGGUCCGAAACGCAGGGAGGUCAGAGCUGCCAGGCCUAGGCCACGGCCCACUCAGGUCAGCCAGCCUGAGGCUGUGGGCCCUCUCCCCCAGGGCACAGGUGUCUGGGGCCAGCCAGCCUGCAGAGCACCUGCUGAGGGGGGCGGGGCUGAGGGAAGGGGGCCUCGGGAGGCUUUCUGGAAGCCGCCCCAAAUUCAGGAGCCUCCGUGACCAUGGAGGCCUCCAGGGCUGCUUCUCGGCCUCAUGCUGCCUGGGCAGCGAGCGGGAGCCAGGUGUGGGCCACCUGAUGUCCCCUACCCGUCAUCACUUCCUCCCUCAGGCCUGCUUCAGCGCCAGCUCCUGGCUCUGAGUCCAGAAACACGGAGUUGCUGGGAAGAGACUCCCGUCGAGGGGUCGGGAAGGCUGCUUCUGCCCGGUGCCGUCUCAGCCAGGGGGAGGUGGUGUGGGACUCGGCUUCCGCAUCUCGGAUGUGGGAGGCUGCUCUGGAGUCCCCGAGGGGCCUCGGGUCGUAGGGAGCCGUCAGGAGAGCCAGGGGCUGUGUCCCGCAAGUAGGGAGGGAAAGGAGGAUCCAGAGGCAUGUCUUGGACCAUUUUUGUUUCAGCGCUUGAUGCCGCACAGGCCGCAGCCUCGUUUUGUUUGAGGGAGGGUCGUGCUCCCGGGGAGGGCGCUCUGUCCUCCGGGGAGAGGUGAGCCCGCCCGCAGGGGCCCCAGGGAGGGAGACGCUGGCUCCCCGCUGUCGGGCCCCACCCUGGUGUCACCCCGCUGGUGUCCAGGGUGGGUGUGGAGAUGCCUGUAAGUCUCAAGGCCUCCUCGCUCUGAGUCCAUAAUGUAAGGCGCCAGCGUUCCGGUCACUGAACACACACGCGCACACACGCCCAGGACGGCUGCGGGGAGGUCUCCCGCCAGUCCCGCCCCACCCUCACCCCCCCGCCGCCAGCACCUCUGGGGCUGACCUGACCGGGAGCUUGAGGAGGGUCCCUUAUGGUGGCUGAUGUCACAGACACGCGUGGGCUGCUGCCCUGGUCCUCGGCGGCUCUCUCCAGCCCAGGGACCCCAGAGGCCCCUCCUUUAUCCCUGGGGCUGGCCAAGCACUCCCCGGGAGAGACAGGAGGCUGGGGCCUCUUCCCAGGCCCGUGCUCCCUGCAGCCAGCCGUCCCCUGAGUUUCCCCGUGGCUUGUACAUAUGUGGUUGUGUGGCACACCCAGCCCCUGCACCGUAACUGCCAUCCCGCUGUGACUAGUUCCCUGAUGUCCUAAACCCAAGCGUUAGGCUCUAGGCUCCUGUACCGCGUGUGUGCACUUGAGGCUCUGUCCGGUUAAGAAAUAAACAUGGCUCUUUAUGCAACACCAGA
This is a messenger RNA of Sus scrofa (pig), 8489 nucleotides long. It is a transcript of the gene KIF1A, whose product is annotated as kinesin family member 1A. The record is from RefSeq and is a predicted model, not a curated record. Gene Ontology annotation, molecular function: microtubule binding; ATP binding; microtubule motor activity. Gene Ontology annotation, biological process: microtubule-based movement. NCBI's taxonomy places the organism in Eukaryota, Metazoa, Chordata, Mammalia, Artiodactyla, Suidae.